AUGCUCUUAUUUCACAAUCCCACCAAAACAAAUCUCAAGAACCUUUCAAGAUUCAGAAAAAAAAAACUCGUAACUUUUUUUCUUUUGUUUCUGUCGAAUUUCAAAUAAUCAAGCAAUUGUUUUUGUAACCUUGAAAAAAUUAUGGCUAUAGAAGAUAACCGAAGUCACAAAGAUUAUCUUAGGAGGAUGACUUUUGCAGCGUUUUUGAAAUCUGGUUCUCUCGCCGGCGAGGAAGAAACUUACCACAGCGACGGUGAUCAUCAUAACCAAAACACGUUUAGCAGCAACAGCGAUUCUCAGCGUCCAAGCAACGCCUCAAGUGGUAGUAGCGAUUCAUCAUCACCAAUCUACCCAUUAUCUCCAUGGAACCAAACUUACUAUCCAAGCAACGACAACACGACGUCGUUUUCAUCUGCUACUCAAUCACCAUGGAACCAAACUUACUCUCCGUACCACAAAUCUCCAUGGAUUUACCAAACCAGGAACAGUGAUUUCGAGGAUGAUCCUGAUAACGGUUUAAUCGGUACGGUCGUGAGACAAGAAGGACACGUGUACUCUCUUGCUGCUUCAGGUGAUCUUCUUUUCACCGGUUCUGAUUCCAAGAACAUUCGGGUUUGGAAAGAUCUUAAAGAUUUCUCCGGGUUUAAAUCCACAAGUGGUUUUGUUAAAGCGAUUGUGAUAACCGGAGAUAACCGGGUUUUCACCGGUCAUCAAGAUGGUAAAAUCAGGGUUUGGAGAGGAUCAAAGAAGAACCCAGAGAGAUAUUCACGAGUCGGAAGCUUACCAACUCUUAAAGAAUUUCUCACCAAAUCGGUAAAUCCAAGAAACUACGUCGAAGUCCGUCGCCGGAAAAACGUUUUGAAGAUCCGACAUUUUGACGCCGUGUCGUGUCUGAGCUUAAACGAAGAUCUCGGUUUGCUCUACUCCGGUUCUUGGGACAAGACUCUUAAGGUCUGGAGAUUAUCCGAUUCAAAGUGUUUAGAAUCAAUCGAAGCUCACGACGACGCCGUUAACACGGUGGUUUCCGGAUUCGACGAUUUGGUAUUCACUGGAUCAGCCGACGGAACGUUGAAAGUAUGGAAACGUGAGCAACAAGGCAAAGAGAUGAAACAUGUUUUAGUACAAGUGUUGAUGAAACAAGAAAACGCUGUAACGGCGUUAGCUGUUAAUCUAACGGACGCUGUGGUUUACUGUGGUUCGUCUGACGGUACCGUUAACUUCUGGGAACGGCAAAAGUAUUUAACUCACAAAGGAACGAUUCACGGCCACCGUAUGGCGGUGUUGUGUCUCACCACCGCCGGGAGUUUGCUUUUGAGCGGCGGAGCUGAUAAGAAUAUUUGCGUUUGGAAAAGAAACGGCGACGGAUCGCAUACGUGUCUGUCCGUUUUGAUGGAUCAUGAAGGACCUGUUAAGUGUUUAACGGCGGUGGAAGAGGCGGAGGAAGAUAACAACGACGGAGAACACGGUGGAGAGAAAGGGGAUCAACGGUGGAUAGUGUAUAGUGGGAGUUUAGACAACUCCGUUAAAGUGUGGCGCGUGACGGAUUACGCUUCGUAAGCGCGUGAAGAAGUAUACGUGUGGACAACGUAGGAGCGUGAAGGGAUGUUACGCGGCCAUGUAGUUGUGUAGCGUUUUAUCGUCAAAGGAGGAAUUGAUUGGGAGGCAACUAGUUGGUAGAUUUUGGUACUUGUGAUGACCAAUAGUGAAUUGUCACGUUUCUUUGGAAGUGUGAAAAAGUCUUUGUCUCCUUUUGAUGUUGCGUUAGAUCUUGUCUC
This is a messenger RNA of Arabidopsis arenosa, 1775 nucleotides long. The record is from the annotation of a GenBank genome assembly. NCBI's taxonomy places the organism in Eukaryota, Viridiplantae, Streptophyta, Magnoliopsida, Brassicales, Brassicaceae.